GCGGACGUGCGUGCUCUGGAGCGCACCCGCGUCGGGGGGCUGGGGGCGAGCUCAGAGAGUGGGUCCAGCCUCGACCCCGAGGUCAGCUGGAAGGAGGAGGCACUGCUGUCCCCCCGGCCCAGGUUCUGUGAUACACUCCGACUCGGGCUCUGGAGCAGUCAGUGCAUGACAGAACUUGGGCUCGGGCGGACCUUCCGCACCCAAAGUGCAGAGCGCCCACCAGGGGCCUGAAGUAGAACAUCUGCCUGGGAGUGGAGCAGGACCGGAGUUGGCCCCUGUGGGGACAGGUUGGGCCACAGCCAGCUAUGGAUCUUUGGGGCUGGGGUCACUGGACCCUGAACAUGGGCUCCCGGGGCCAGCAGAUCCCAUAAGGCCAAUGACAGGGUAUCUGCCUUGAGUCAGGGGCCAACGCAGCUCCCCCCACCCCCACCCCGUGUCAGUUGCAGGAACCUUCCCUCUACACCAUCAAGGCUGUUUUCAUCCUAGAUAAUGACGGACACCGCCUGCUGGCCAAGUAUUAUGAUGACACAUUCCCCUCCAUGAAGGAGCAGAUGGCCUUCGAGAAAAAUGUCUUCAAUAAGACCAGCCGGACUGACAGUGAAAUUGCAUUUUUCGGAGGCAUGACCAUCGUCUAUAAGAGCAGCAUUGACCUCUUCCUGUAUGUGGUGGGCUCAUCCCAUGAGAAUGAGCUGAUGCUCAUGUCUGUUCUCACCUGCCUGUUUGAGUCCCUGAACCACGUGUUAAGGAAGAAUGUGGAGAAGCGCUGGCUGCUGGAGAACAUGGAUGGAGCCUUCUUGGUGCUGGACGAGAUUGUGGAUGGCGGCGUGAUUCUGGAGAGUGAUCCCCAGCAAGUGAUCCAGAAAGUGAAUUUUAGGGCAGAUGACAGCGGCUUGACUGAGCAGAGUGUGGCCCAGAUGAGGAUCCAAGAAAUGAGAGUGAUUGUGGAACACUUGUGGACUUUCCACUGUACGUGUAGACGAGUGCCACCCCUCAAAGUGGACUCUCUGGUAAGAAAAGCAGUAUUGAUAAAAAAAAUAAUAGUAGUAUUAGUAAAAUAAAAUUUAUUUUGAGUAAAUUUUUUAACAGAUGUUUAUUAACUGGCUGUUCUGAACUAGGCACCUUGCUGAGGCUUGAUGGGAGCUUCUAAGCUGAAUUGGAAGACAGUUCCUGACCCAAGAAGCUCACAACUGGACUGCAACUAAGUCCCGUAUGCAGAAAUUAUAAACAUUGACCGAGGAGAUGGUAUAUUACAGGAGAUAGUAUUUGACAGAGAGAAGUCAGGGAAAGAGACACUAAAAAGGGA
This is a messenger RNA of Miniopterus natalensis, 1303 nucleotides long. Lineage: Eukaryota; Metazoa; Chordata; Mammalia; Chiroptera; Miniopteridae. The record is from RefSeq and is a predicted model, not a curated record.